Acanthochromis polyacanthus (spiny chromis) is the source of this 1872-nucleotide messenger RNA. RefSeq names its product transmembrane protein 54b (gene tmem54b). The transcript has 6 exons. The record is from RefSeq and is a predicted model, not a curated record. Lineage: Eukaryota; Metazoa; Chordata; Actinopteri; Pomacentridae. Bases 144 to 1085 code for a protein of 313 amino acids.
AAUGUCUUCAAAGUGUCAUAUUCAGUGCGUUUUGCUGCCUGACAAGACAGUCUGAGGUGAUCAGUUUGAAGAAAGCAGGGGACACGCUGACCAACUGAACAUAGGACCUGCUGUCACCUGAAGCGGAUGGUCACCUGACAGAGAUGGUCGAUACAGGACUAUGCUGUGGAAGCUUGGAGGAGCCCAAGGCCCUGAUGAAGAUGGGUCUGAGCGUGGUCCUUGUCGGUCAUGUGAACUUCCUACUGGGAGCGCUGGUGCAUGGCGUAGUGCUCAGGCACAUUAACCUCCACAAGCAGGCCCGGGCCAUGGAGUACGCCAUCUCCAACGUGGUGGCUCUAACCUCCGGCCUGGUGGGCGUAGUUGUUGGUGUUCUGGCUAUUAUUCUGUCGAAAAACAAGAAGAGCAAAGGACUGACGUGGUCUCUUUUCACCAUCAGUCUGGUUGCGGCUCUCAUGGCAGCAGCGUCGGCCAUCGGGCUCUUAGUGUCGGUGGUGAGGGCCGUCAUUCACGGUGGGCGGAGCCUCCUGACUCACUGCCGCUUCCCCGACGCCAUUGGCUACUCCAGCGUCACCAACGAGUGUCCCUUUGACCCCACGCGCAUCUACAGUACCACUCUGAUCCUUUGGGUGCCUCUGAUCGUGACUUGUGUCAUCCAGCUGGUGUUUUCCGCCCGGUGCUUUGGUGUCUGCAUGUCCUUCCUGGGUCUGCCUUGCUGCCCCACCAGGAAGAGGCCCAGAGACUUCGGCAGAGCGAUUAAUGUGGUAAGGCCAAUUGAGGAAGUUGCUCAAUAUACGGCGCCUCCAAGAAGCUACAAUGAACCUCCAUCACGCCACACUGAGCUUCCGAGACACCACAACGAACCUUCAAGACGGACCACUGCACCACCAAGGCAACAUCACCGACCUCAUCCUCCCCGCCAGCACCAGAGUCUUCCUCCCUCAGAGAGACGGCCUCUUUACCAACCAUAUAGAGAAAGGUCAGACAGAGAAAGGGCAGAAACAAGGGCUGGCAGUCAGCAAAGGCCACCAGAGCAACACCAGCUGCUGCAGAGGGGUGCACUGGAAAGGUCCAGCUUCUGGAUUUAGCCAUAUUUGACAUGUCAGACCUACUUGAAGAGUGAGACACAGGGCUUAGAGGUUGUUUGCUGUAAGUUUUAGCUACUUUACCUGGAAUCAAACACACUCACAGCCCUCGAUCCCUAUCGGUACUUCACAGCUAUGACCUCAGAGACUGAAGAUGGUUUAUUUAGUGCACCUGAUGUGUGAGUUUUCUCAGGCUUGGACUGUUUACAUGGUUUGAAAAGAUCCCAGUUAUGUGAGUUUGUUCUUAUUUUCGUCUUUCUACGUAUGAGAGACAAAUUAUCAGGAGAGAAAACCGAGCUAAAGUGAGCUCGAGAGUGAGGAAAUGGUGACGGUCCUUAAUGGAGUAGUUUGAUAUUAUGGGAGAUAACUCAUUUUCUCAUCAAGAGGUGGAUGAGAGAUUGAUAUCAAUCUAAUGUCUGUGACUUACGGAGCUACAGCUAAAACAAUAGUUAGUUUACCUUUGCAUUGAGACUUGAUGUAGGGGGAUAUGGGCAGCUAAGAUAAACAUCAAGCAACAACUUAUGUUGAAUGAAAGUGUGAAUAUUACAAGCUGUGGUUUUUCAUAGAAGUUAUUGAUGCUUUCUCAUGAUGUCCACAGCAUAAAAGGCACAAGAUAAACACCACUUAUUGUUAUUUGGGAGUCACAAAUCAUGUUGCCAUUACACAUUUUGAUAUACAUUUUAAAGAACCACAUUGGUUAAACUUAGUGGAAAUGGCAAAAUUCUAAACAACUUCCCCAUUUUCGCAAAAAAAAAUCGCCUCUGGACAACAUGAAACAUACCCAGUACCA